AUGUCUACACCACCAAUACCCUCACCAUCAUCCGCACCAAUAUCAACAACCAAAUCCCCGGACCAAACCCGCAAAGACCGCAACCGUGAUCGUUCCAUCCGCCGACGUCUCCGCGAAUCCUCCGCCGAACGCAAACACCGUCGCGAAACCGAACGCCUCCGCGCCGCCGCUCGACGCCAAGACGAAACCCCAGAGGAAAAACAAACACGACAGCAAAAUGGUCGCUUAAGAGCAAAGCUCCGCAGAGAAUCAGAGACUGAAAAAGAGAAAGCGAGGAGGAAGGAGAAUAAUCGCUUGAGGAUGGCAGAGAAAAGAUGGAGAGAGAGGGAGGCCGGCGAGCGGGGGAAAAGAGUCGGCGGGAAGCCGGUGCUGGUGAAGAAAAAUGAGGGGAAAGUCGUUGGUGAUAUGGGCGAUGAUCCGGAGAUUGCUUUGCUUCCGCAGAACGCUAAUGUAGAGAUGACUCUGCAACCACCUCAUCACUUUCAGAUAUCUCAGAUGCCACAAAUAUCUCAGAUUUCGCAGAUAUCCCAGAUCCAACAAAUAUCGCAGAUGACCCAGAUAUCGCAAAUACCGCCACCACCAGACAAUGACAAUGUCCCUGGUAACCCCAAUUUCUAUAACUAUUAUUACCACCACACCCAACACUGA
Messenger RNA from Kickxella alabastrina, 648 nucleotides. RefSeq lists its product as uncharacterized. Lineage: Eukaryota; Fungi; Kickxellomycota; Kickxellomycetes; Kickxellales; Kickxellaceae. The record is from RefSeq and is a predicted model, not a curated record. Bases 1 to 648 code for a protein of 215 amino acids. The transcript has a single exon.